Messenger RNA from Populus trichocarpa (black cottonwood), 3093 nucleotides. RefSeq names its product protein kinase PVPK-1. Gene Ontology annotation, cellular component: cytoplasm; plasma membrane; nucleus. Gene Ontology annotation, molecular function: protein serine/threonine kinase activity; ATP binding. Bases 460 to 2502 code for a protein of 680 amino acids. The transcript is spliced from 3 exons. Gene Ontology annotation, biological process: protein phosphorylation. NCBI's taxonomy places the organism in Eukaryota, Viridiplantae, Streptophyta, Magnoliopsida, Malpighiales, Salicaceae. The record is from RefSeq and is a predicted model, not a curated record.
GACACUAACCAAUACGCAAAGCACAUCUUUCUUUUAGGCUUUGUUUUCUUGGCUCUUUGAAACCUUUAAUCCAUUCCCUCCCCCUUUCACUCCUCCAUUAAACGACGAAAACAAUAACAGAAACAGCUAUCGACAACAAAAAAGAAAAAAAAAUAAAAAAAAGGAAGCAAUCAUUUAUCAUUGUUCAAUCUCUCUCUCUCUCUCUCUCUCUUGCUUGGAUCGGAUCUCAAUUCUGAAGUAUUCUUCAGUGAAACAGAAAGGCACUCACUCACACACAUAUACACUCACAAAUAACAAAGUUAAUUUACUUUCUUUCCUUGUGACCUGUUUUUGGCCUUUUGGGGUCCUUGUGUGUGUGUGUUUUGGUUGUAACAGUCAUGCAAGAUUGCUGUCUCUGCAUUGCCUUCUCUCUUCUUUAAUCAGCUACAUCUCAGAACAUUGCUGUUGUCGAGAUAUUCCAUGGAGUCGUUUGUCAAUGGGAUUGAAUCUUCAUCACAGACUCAGAAUUCAGCAUCUAAAGUAGGCAGCCACCCGCUUUCCACAUCUGUCAUGUCUCGCCCUUCUCGGCCUCCAACUCUGAAACAGUCUAGACAUGAAGGGGCUUCUUCCGGUGCAUGCUAUGCAAGUUCAUCCAAUCAUGGCAUCAAGACUGUCCACCAUUCAAAUGGUUCUGUAAUCUAUCCGAAGAAUUCCUACAAAACAGCGCAUGAUGGUAUCCGGCAUGAAGAAUUUCUUAGUACGGCAAAAUAUUUCUUUAGUCCUCAUAAGGGCAAAUCUGAGUUUGCAAGCUCGACUGAAGUUGUUAGUCAAUCAGCAGAAUCUUCUCCUGAGAAUAAGGUUUCUAUGGCGGAGAACAAUUCCUGCAUCAAACCUCCCAUGGAUGAUCCAAAGAGCUCUAAUUCCAGUGGCUCACUUGAAUCUGGAAGUAUUGUCUCAGGCCCAUCCGAAGCAGAUGCUGGGCAGCUUAACAAUCACAUAGUAUCUCAAUCAGCUUUAAGCUUCUGUCCAAGUCCUUCAAACAGCAUCUAUACUGCCACUCUCUAUGCAGAGGCCAAACAAAGUUUCACCAACACAGAAGUAAGUGAAGAAGCAAGCAUUGUUGAGAAGUCUGUUGAAAGUGGUGAGGUAAGCAACUCCUAUGAUAACGAGAGCAGGAAAAUGAGCCUCUAUAGAGGCAGCACUGAUAGUGAUAUUAGUGAUGAAAGCAGUUCCAGUAGUUUAAGCAGUGCAUUAUACAAGCCCCACAAGGCAAAUGAUAUAAGAUGGGAAGCAAUUCAAGCUGUCAGAUCUCAUGCGGGAGCAUUGGGGUUCAAUCACUUUAAAUUGUUGAAGAGACUAGGAUGUGGAGAUAUAGGCAGUGUUUAUCUAUCAGAGUUGAGUGGUACUAGAACUUGUUUUGCAAUGAAAGUUAUGGAUAAAGCAGCUCUAGCUGCACGGAAAAAGCUUUUAAGGGCUCAGACUGAACGAGAGAUCCUUCAAUCUCUGGAUCAUCCAUUUCUACCCACGCUAUAUUCACAUUUUGAAACAGAAAAGUUCUCUUGCUUGUUAAUGGAGUUCUGCCCUGGUGGGGACUUGCAUGCACUGAGGCAACGCCAACCUGGGAAGUACUUUCCAGAGCAUGCUGCCAGGUUUUAUGUUGCAGAAGUGCUCCUUGCUUUGGAAUACUUGCACAUGCUUGGGAUCAUUUACAGAGACCUCAAACCAGAGAAUGUUUUGGUGAGGGAAGAUGGACAUAUAAUGCUUUCAGAUUUUGAUCUCUCUCUAAGAUGUGCUGUCUGCCCUACUCUGGUAAAAUCAUCGAACACCAGCUCAGAGUCGAAGAAUUCAGCGUAUUGUGUGCAGCCUGCCUGCAUUGAGCCAACUUGUGUAAUACAACCAGAUUGCAUUCAGCCAGCAUGUUUUGGACCACGCUUCUUCUCAACCAAGGCCAAGAAAGGUAAAAAGAGCAAGUCUAAGAAUGAGAUGAAUCAUCAAGUAAACCCUCUGCCUGAGCUCAUGGCCGAACCCACAAAUGCUCGUUCAAUGUCUUUUGUGGGUACGCAUGAGUACUUGGCCCCUGAAAUAAUUAAAGGUGAGGGCCAUGGAAGUGCUGUAGAUUGGUGGACAUUUGGGAUAUUUCUCUAUGAGCUUUUGUUUGGUAAAACUCCUUUCAAGGGAGCAGGAAAUCGAGCUACACUAUUUAAUGUGGUUGGCCAGCCAUUAAGAUUUCCAGAAUCACCUACUGUGAGCUUUGCAGCUAGGGACUUGAUAAGAGGUUUACUCGUGAAGGAGCCACAGCAUCGUCUUGCUUAUAGACGGGGAGCCACUGAAAUAAAACAGCAUCCAUUCUUUCAGAGCAUCAAUUGGGCGCUCAUUCGUUGUACAAAUCCUCCGGAGGUGCCAAAACAAGCAAUAAUGGAAUUUCUAAUGAGAGCUGAUUCUCCAAAAGCCCCCACAGAUGUGAACGUGCCAGGUGUUGAUGUGAAGCCUUCUGGUAAUUAUUUAGAGAUAGAUUUCUUUUAGGUUUUGUGAUUGGUUUCUCUCAACGGACCAGUUUCCAUCACCACAUCUUAGUAUUUUUCCUCGAUGGUUCAUUUUCCAUUGUAAGGGUAUACAAAUCCAUUGUUCCCUUUUCCAUUGUAAGGGGAUACAAAUCCACUGUUCCCUUGAUGACACAUGUAACUGCCCUUUGAGUCCUGGCACGGUAAAUAACUCUUGAGGAAAUGCAAGUGCAGUUGAAUGAGGAAUGAAAAUGCUUUAUCUUUCCCUUCUGUCAAACCUAUGCUUCUUUUACUCGGUCACUAUGAAGUUGGUUCAAUAUCCAGAAAUAUUGGACAGAGCAUUGUCUCUCCAUUGUUUCAUUCUGAACUUAGGAUACCUGGGAUUGUUGUAUGGAAGAAGAAAGGAAUUGUAACCAAAGAACAGGCCAUUGUGAAUCUUUCGUUUUUCAUUUUCUUGAGAAUGAUCAAUGUGAAUCAGUAUAGAAAGCUACUUUGUGGAGGAUGUUACUGUUUUAUCUGUGUUCUUGAAGCCAUUGGCCUUUUUCCUGUUUUACUUUGGAAAAUCACUCGGCAGCAUGUUUUCAUAUCAAUAUACCCUUUUGUUUGUGCGGUA